AUGUCUACGGUCGUUCCGAUCUCUAAAAGAACGUUGGAUGACGAGCUCGAAUCCAUCGACGGUUCUUUGGAUAAAAACAUUCCAAACUCUACGGAAGGAGGGCACAUUCAAACGCAACAACACAAUGACCUUCAGGCUCUGAACGUAGCAGAACCAAAAAACAACAAAUCAUAUUCGGAAAAAGGAGACGAAUCUUCACAAUCCAACGUAAUCCAUGUGGCACCUAUUAUGAACGACUACAAAUGGUCGUUUUUUAAAAGACGUUUGGUCCAAACUUUUCUCGGAGGUUUAAGGCUGUACACUGAGUUCCGACAACCUGUUCUUGUGUAUAUUGUACAGCUGCUGUUAUUUAUUUUGCCAUUGGUCGCGACUCUGCCCUUUGUGUUGACUGCACAAUUUGACUUAUAUCCUCAUAUUGCUAUCCCUAUUGCUUCGUCUGGAAUAUUUUCUUUAAUCAUUACUUUUAUUCUGAACCUUACAGGAUUGAUUGCACAUUUCAUCAUUGCUAACAAGAAUUCAAAAGAAGGAGGAAUGCUAAGCGGAGCUGUAGAAAAAGAGGAAACAGUCGAUAAGGUAUUUUCUGUGCAAUUUUUAACAUUCAUUUUUCAAAAAACAGGAGCUGUUCGACUCACAGCAAACAGUGUCGUUUCUGGAUUGUUAGCAAGUGGAGUCGUUUGGACAAUGAGACCGUCACAGCUUCAAAAAUCUUUUGUUAAUUAUGAAUUUUCAUGGAUAUUUUUUGCCAUACAAUGGAUAUCAUAUUUACUGGUGGUUUAUUCUCUUAAUGUAAGGGCUCCAGCUGAACCAUGUCAGCUCUAUUCACAGGAAAUUUUACUUGAGAAUUCAAGACCGUUUUACCUAGCCCUAUCGAUCCUAUUUGACAUUCUCAGCGAGGUUGUCAUUUAUUAUGAGCCUUCAUCUCAAUGGUCGAAAUACGUUGCAGCAAGCUUUCUAUCCCUGUAUUUUAUAUCUCCACUUUUGCUCUCGCUUGGAUUACUUCCGUCACCUUGGACUUGCUGCAUGUGGUUUUUGGAGAUUGUAAAUGUUUAUGUUCAAGGAGGCUCUGCAAGCGCAUCAGAUCUUAAUAAUUAUGAGUAUGGAGUCAUGGAUAGGUGUGCUUGGGGUCUGGGUUUCUUACUUUCUCAAGAUUCUCUCGUUUCAAUAGUAGAAGAGCCUUUGUUAUUUUUAAAAAGAAAAGUCAUGAGAGAAAAAGACAAUUCCGAGGAGGUUCACACAAGAAAAAUAUUGAGAAAAUCCAAGUUAUUCUCACACAUCUCGCUUCUGCUUGUUGGAAUUGUGAUAUUAUUGGGAACAAGCGGUGCUGGAGCGUCACUUUACGUUUAUUUGCUUAAUUUACCCUCAAAGCAAGACAAUUACAAGACAUCAUGGUUCAUCUAUAGAUUCAUUGGCGAAGGCCUUUCUGCAUGCUACUUUGUUAUAAUGGUGUUGCUAAGCUCAUGGCAAAAAGUUUUUUGCUGUCACAUGCUUGGGAACAGGCUUAGAAAAAAGCUCAAAUAUUUAGGUUUUAUUACACUAUUCUUUGACUACUUGCUCAGAGCAGUCCUUUCAGCACAUUUAAUAAUAUACAUUGACGAUUUGAGAAUUGAUGUUUAUAAUUUUAAUUCCCUAAGCAUAAUUUUCAUGUUGCUUGAGAGUUCACUUCAGUUACGUGCUUUUAGACAGGUGUGGCAAGCACCGCUGAUUGUGUUGUCCUUUGAUUUUUUUGUUGCUGGCGCCGUUUUUGGAGUUUCUCGAGCAUUGCAGACUUUUACCAUACCCAUUUCCUAUGCAGUUCUGUUAGCAAUAAUUGGAUUUGUUUCAAGAAGAAGUGUGAUAGCAUGGAGGAGACUUGUAUUUUCUUUGGCAUUGUUUUUCAGCACACUGGCUCAAAAGAAACAACAUUAUCCCAAAUACAAGAUUUUGAGCGUUCUACUGAUUCUGAUAGCUCCUAUUUAUGCCGUAGUGCUUGCUUUUGGAACAUUGUUUACCUUCUCCAUAAUUCCUUUGUUUGGUCUUCCAUUCUUUGUGUUAAGUUUUCCAAGACCCUUCAGGACAUGGGGAUCUGUUGGCUCAAACAAUAUGAAUUCGGAGGAUACUAUUCUUUACAAAGUUAUGCUAAACAACGCAGUGAAGCAAUUCAAACACCUCGUUAAAUACUCAACCAUGUGGCACUUUGUGGACUGUGGUCAAAUGUAUAUGAUGAGAUCAGAAUACUAUAUAUUAUGGAUUGAAAUUCUUGAGAGAGGAAUCGAUUCUAUUCGAAUUAAUGUGAAAGGUUUAGAACUUCAAACAACCAGUUGCCACGCAGCAGAGGCCACUGCCUUGGACGGUUACUUGGAAUCAAGCUAUGACACUCCAACCACACAAAAAUCAUUUUUCUACGUGAACAAGAAUCCAAUUCAUAUUUUCGAGCCGCUCAGUGAAUGUAAAGUCGAUACAUACUCAGUUUCCAAUUAUCAACUUACAGGAAUAUUUGACAGUCCUUCAACAUUUUCAGAUUUACCACGAGUUUUCUCUCACGUCCUUGUUUAUAAUAUUCUCACAAGAUCACAAGAAGAGAUUAACUCGAUGAAUUUUGGAAAUUACAUCAAUAGUGCUACUCACAUGACCACACAUGUUUCUACUGCACCUACCGAAUGGAUUACCUUCGAAAACAGUUUUAGGUUCCGUACUCUAACUGAACACAUGGAAAAUUUAUCCAAGUUUGUCUUAAUGUGUGAACAGUUGAUUUCAUCCAACGCUAAUACGCCUAAGGAAAUUCAUCGAGUGUUCUUUGGUGAAAUUCCACAUUUCGAAAACAAUCACUCAGCGUUACCACUUAAUGAAGAGACUGCCAACGAUGAAAACAUCUUUGCCUACACCAAAAAACCAAUAGAACAAAUCAAAGAAGAAGAGAAUGCUCAACUCUCACAAGAACGAGAGUCCCUCUUCAAACAAAACGCAGUUUUGGAAGAGGUGUUCAUUUCGUCCUUUAGAACUAGUGUGAUCAUGUGCAUGAAUAGCUUGAUUGAGGAAGGUGAAAUUCUUGAAGCACCAGAAGGCUCCAAUGCGGAAGACAUGAAAAAGUUCCAUGCCAUGAUUGAACAAACAAGCAACGAAUGGACAAUCUUGAGUGAAAAAGAUCCGGUGGACAAGUAUCUAGACUUUUCAACAGGAAAUAACAAGAGUACGAAUGCACCUAAACAGCCUCAUCACAUCUUCAUUUUGGGAGAGAAGGAUCGAACGCAUGGUUCAUAUCGAGCAAGAUACCUCGCCAAAUCUGCUCCAAUCCACUUCUACCUUGGAAGACUAAAUGAAGAAGCGGUGAGAGCCUUUUGGUGCGAGUUGGCACAUGAAAUGUAUUAUGCAACAAAUGACGAUGAAGAACGUUAUUCUAUACAAGCACAUACAUGGCUGCUUAGAAACAUGUCCAUUCAAGCUGCUGAGCCACCUCUUGGCUAUCCAUUAUUUAACUCUGGAUCCGUGGUAAUUUAG
Molecule: messenger RNA, 3474 nt
Organism: Naegleria fowleri
Lineage: Eukaryota; Heterolobosea; Eutetramitea; Acrasida; Naegleriidae
Exons: 4
Coding region: 1-3474 (1157 amino acids)
Cellular component (GO): membrane
Source: RefSeq, a predicted model, not a curated record